CGUCCUCCUACUUACGCCAAAAAAGAAGAAGAAAAUCCAAGUACUGUACAAAGAAAGGCGCCUGUCUCGCAACUCCACGUUAAACAGUACCGUGUCCCUUUAAAAACGUCUGACAAAAAGCCCAUAUGAUCCCCGAGCUCCAAUCACCAAUUCCUUCUGCAAAAGCAGCCUCUGCAUUUUUGUCUGUCUGAAUGCUACAGCAGCACGGGGGGGAAAAAGAUUGAGGAUAAGGCAAAAACUGAAGAAAUGUGACAAUUCAACGGUCAUUUUCAUGGCGAAGGGAAAACUGGUGCGAAAGGAGUUAUUCUUGGACUCCUUUGAGCCUCGAAACGCUGGAUCAAAAUGCUCAUAGUGGAGAAGACCACAGACUUCCCCUCUGCUGAGUUCUCCCUGGUGGAGGAUGUGGCUCUGCACUUCACCUGUUUGAUGGACAGGCUGAACGAGCAGCGCCUCUUCCAGCCUGACCUGUGUGACGUCGACAUCGUUCUAGUGCGUCAACACAGCACCUUCCCUGCCCACAAGGGCGUGCUGGCGGCCUACAGCCCUUUCUUCCACUCCCUUUUUGCGCAAAGCAAACAGCUGCGGCGGGUGGACCUGUCGCUGGACGCCCUGACCUCACAGGGCCUGCAGCAAAUCCUAAACUUCAUUUACACCUCCAAACUGCUGGUGAGCAGCCACACUGUCUGCGACGUGCUCAACGCCGCUGCCCUGCUCCAGAUGAGCGACAUCGCAGCCUCCUGUCGCGACCUCAUCAGCAGCCACUCGCUGAGAAGCACCUGCGCAGAUAUGGCCAAUCAGGAAGGGCUCAGUGGCGGUGAUCCAGCAGCUGUAGCGAUGCCCUCCAGCCAGCUGUACCCGGAGAUCAAACAGGAGUCAGACCUGGGGAGGGUGUACAAGAGGGAAGGCAGCAGCCCGUUCUCUGUUAGAGUGGAGGACGCAGGCAAGACGGCCUCCCAGCAGAAGUAUUACCAGAAGGAGGACGGGUCAGGGGGCGGGGCUAACACGGGUGUGGCCGCUUUGUGCAAAGUCGAGAGCAAUGGAGAGGAAUCAAAGACCGCAGAUGGCCACGCCUCCUUCAACAGAGACCAGAUCAUUGUUGAAGUCAACCUCAACAACCAGACCCUUAAUGUGUCUAAGGGGUCGGAGAGCAAAUCAGCAAGCAUCACUGAGGCGGCCACCAUGUUUGGUUGUUGCCACGACAACGGGAUAGAUUCAGAAGACGAUGAGGAGGACGGGGCGGAGAAUGACGACACAGUGGGAGAAGAGGAUGACGAUGAGCUGAAGAGGGGGGACAUACUGGGUCAGAGCAGCGAGGAGGAAGACGAGGAGGAAGACGAGGAAGAGGAGGAGAACUCCCUAAACAUUCCAGGCUUUGAGCAAGCGGCCAUGAUGGAUCGACCUCGCCGGGGCAGCAGAGCCUUUGCCAUGGCGGGCACAACCGCCUCCAUGCGGCAGACACUGGCAGAGGCCACGCUAGCCAACCAGCGGCAGGGCGGGAAGAGGGCGCUGGAUGCAGAGGGCCUGGGCCAGAAAGUGAGGCUGGAGGAGAAGCAACAUUUCCCGUGUAAGAAAUGCCCUCGCGUCUUCAACAAUCGCUGGUAUCUGGAAAAACACAUGAACGUCACUCACAACCGCAUGCAGAUCUGCAAUAACUGUGGGAAACGCUUCCUGCUGGAGAGCGAGCUGCUGCUGCACCAACAGACCGACUGUGAGAAGAGCAUCCAGUGUGUAACCUGUGGCAAGGCCUUCAAAAAGCUGUGGUCGUUACACGAGCAUAACAAGAUCGUACAUGGCUACGCCGAGAAGAAGUUCUCCUGCGAGAUCUGUGAGAAGAAGUUUUACACCAUGGCUCAUGUCAGGAAGCACAUGGUCGCCCAUACGAAGGACAUGCCGUUCACCUGUGAGACAUGCGGGAAGUCAUUCAAGCGCAGCAUGUCCCUGAAGGUUCACUCUCUGCAGCACUCAGGAGAGAAACCCUUCAAGUGUGAGAACUGCAGUGAGCGCUUCCAGUACAAAUACCAGCUGCGUUCCCACAUGAGCAUCCACAUCGGACACAAGCAGUUCAUGUGCCAGUGGUGCGGAAAGGACUUCAACAUGAAACAGUACUUUGACGAACACAUGAAGACACACACUGGAGAGAAGCCUUACAUCUGUGAGAUCUGUGGUAAGAGCUUCACAAGCCGGCCCAACAUGAAGCGCCACCGCCGCACCCACACCGGGGAGAAGCCCUACCCCUGUGAGGUGUGCGGCCAGCGCUUCCGCUUCUCCAACAUGCUCAAGGCCCACAGGGAGAAAUGCUUCCGCGUCAGCAACCCCAUGGUUACUGACGGCAAUGACCCCCUCGGCCUCCAUCGGCCUCUGGCCUCGCCCGCCGUGGACUCUUCCGGUCAGGUGCAGCUGAGGACGACGCUCCCCGCCACUUCUGCGACCACACCCGCUGCUGCCUCUAGCCCACACCCCCUCCAUGGCACCCAGCUGUCUCUCCCCCUGCUGCACUCCAUGGGGGGGCUGCCUCCCAGCCCUCAUUUACCCCCUCCACCUCCCCUGUUCCCUGCCGGUAGGAUGAACUCCAACAACUAACAAAUCUCUGUAGCGUCGAAAGCACUUUUGUUACUUUUGUUUUUCUUAGAGCUUUUAAAGAGGACUCCUGCAGCAGGAGAGUGAUGCACCUCAGUGACAUUUACACCGAGGAGAAACACUGACUGAAGGCUACAUGGAGGCCUCAUGAAAACACACACAUACACCUACCACAAUAAGAAAUAGUUAUUUUUUACUCUGUUAAAUACAAUAUAUAACCUCAGAGUCCAGUAGGACGUGUCGUCACCGCUUUUUUCCUCGUGAAUUUUACAACUCUGUUCUAGUUCCAUUUGGAAUCCCAUCACAACACACAUCUCCCCAGAGCCUUGCACAAUGCAUUGAUUGUAGCAUCUUUUACAAAGUAGGAGGAAGAGUUUCCUAAAUCCUCACUCAUACGGGGGUCAUCAGUCAAGCAAGAACCACACUAUGAUGAGAAAAGAUGUUUUAUUUUUGAUCAUUCUCUGCCAAGAUGUAGCGAGUGGUUCUUGUCUGACCCAGCAAUAACCAAAUGCUGAUUUGUCUCUGAGCAUAUACAUGUAUAUGGCAUUGCCAAUAACCAAAUCCUGUUAGCUCACCUGCUAUAGUUAGAUAACGUUAUACAGCAUUUAUAAUCAAUCCUGCACCUUACAUUUAACUCUAGUGAUAUUUAAGAUGUACUCCUAAUUGUCUCCAUUUUUAUAAUUGUAAUAGUGUGUAAUCCGUGGCACGUUACGUCAAUUUGUAAGGAUGUGUGAGAAGUUGUGAUGCGUGGAGAGUCGACCGUGCAAUGCAGUGUGUUGUGUUUGUGACGGUGUGUGUGUGUGAGAUGUGAGGCAGAGUCAUGAGAUGAGGAUCUUCAAAUCUACGUUA
Messenger RNA from Perca fluviatilis (European perch), 3426 nucleotides. RefSeq names its product zinc finger and BTB domain containing 47b (gene zbtb47b). Gene Ontology annotation, cellular component: nucleus. Gene Ontology annotation, biological process: regulation of transcription by RNA polymerase II. NCBI's taxonomy places the organism in Eukaryota, Metazoa, Chordata, Actinopteri, Perciformes, Percidae. The transcript has 6 exons. The record is from RefSeq and is a predicted model, not a curated record. The coding region runs from base 343 to 2580 and encodes 745 amino acids. Gene Ontology annotation, molecular function: protein binding; DNA-binding transcription factor activity, RNA polymerase II-specific; RNA polymerase II cis-regulatory region sequence-specific DNA binding.